Erpetoichthys calabaricus (reedfish) is the source of this 2774-nucleotide messenger RNA. Its product is annotated as zinc finger protein 664-like. The transcript is spliced from 4 exons. Gene Ontology annotation, biological process: regulation of transcription by RNA polymerase II. Bases 214 to 1461 code for a protein of 415 amino acids. NCBI's taxonomy places the organism in Eukaryota, Metazoa, Chordata, Cladistia, Polypteriformes, Polypteridae. Gene Ontology annotation, molecular function: DNA-binding transcription factor activity; RNA polymerase II cis-regulatory region sequence-specific DNA binding. The record is from RefSeq and is a predicted model, not a curated record.
GCUCCUGAAGCCACACUGCCACCGUCUCAAGGCUGUUGUUAAUUGAGGCAGAAGUGUGAUCGAGUUCAGAAAGAAUCUCAUCGGCAAGAGGCAGACAAUGGUGCCGAGUCAUAAUGGUGUGUCGUAAAGGCAUGACACACUCCCGGAGACUGUUUCAUAUCUGGUCACCUGGUAUGAAGAUUGAUUACUUACUCUGCCCAUGUGGUCUCGAAGAUGCCAAAAAUGUAUCCAGCUGGCCAGAAGAGUUUGGAGAAAGAAUGUCAACAUGAAGAGGAUGUCUCUGAAAAGAGGAACAAAAGAAAGGGUAGGACUAACAUUCAGAGACCCCGCAAAAUCAUAAACCGUAUCAAGGUGAGAGACUGUAAUCCUCAAUAUAUGGGCCCAGAUGAAGACUUAAACAGAUUGGGCUCCAGUUUGGGCAGACGCUGCUACUUGAAGGACAGUAAUGCCCACAAGCCGUCAGAAUCCUCAAAGACUAACACAGUGAGGCCCGAGAAGAAAUUGUGUCCAAAUCAAACUGGAGAAGAUUUUCAAGAGAAUGACAACUUGUCCUUUCUUCAGAGUCGUCCACAAAUUAAACAACCUGAUAAGAAUAGGAAGAAACUGGCAUCUGCAACAAAGAACUUGGUAACGGCCUCUCAGCACCCUAGAUUUCAGCCUGUUGUGAAGCUAACAAGGAUCGAUGCCAUCAAAUCUCAAGGAGUGUACAAUAUAAAUCCAAUCCGCCAACAGUGUGUGAGAACAUUUAAAUACAAAUUGAAUUCUAAAGAUAAUGGAGGGAUUCAUGGGAGUAAGAAACUGUAUCACUGUCUUGAAGGUGGGAGACAAUUCUCAGAUAGUCACAUGCCUAAGAAAUGCAGAGAAGAUAAUACAGGGAUGGAGCCAUACCAACGUUCUGAAUGUGUUAAGAACUCUUCAAAACACAGCCAUACCACAAUUUCCAUUGUAGAGAAACCACAUUUGUCUAAACGUGGCAAACGAUUCUCACAAGUGAGCCACCUUCAGACACACAUGAUUGGUCAUGGAGGACAGGGUUUAUGUCAUUGUUUACCACAUGCUGGGCAUUUCUUUAACAGGAGCAGUCUUUGCAAACACAAAAGAAUUCACACUGGAGAGAAACCAUAUUGUUGUUCUGAAUGUGGCAAACGGUUCUCAAAAACAAGCCAUCUUCAGACACACAUGAGAGUGCACACAGGAGAACAGCCAUUUUCCUGUUCUGAAUGUGGCAAACGGUUCUCACAAACAGGCCAUCUUCAGCAACACAUGAGAUUGCACACAGGAGAACAGCCAUUUUCCUGUUUUGAAUGUGGCAAACGAUUUUCAAGUAGCAGUAAUCAUUUGAGGCAUUUAAGAGGUCACACUGGUGAGAAGCCCUAUUGCUGUCCUGAAUGUGGCAAAAGAUUUUCCAACACAAGCAAUCUUCUGCGUCAUGCAAGAGUCCACAAUAAAGACCAUCCUUAACCCUUUAACCGCCAACUUCCUAAAUAUUCCCCAUGCCAGGAGAAAUCUGAACAAUUUUCGUAUUUUUACUUUACAUUUAUUCAAGCAGUAUUUACCUGCUGAAAUACCUGCUGAAAUGUUUCAAAUAAAUGGUCAAUCAAAGGACGUAGCUUGAACAAGCGGUCACGGUUUGGAUCUUUCUUAUCUGGCUCAGAUAACGGGCAGCAGUCCAGUUGAGAUGCUGGGGAUACACCCACUCAUCGCCAUCAUCCGAUGCGUCGUCAUUCACAGUAUCAUGCAGCGCACGUUGCUGAUCAUCAUUGUCGCUAAAAUCUUCUUUAGAACUGCUACAAUCACGAUCAGAAUUAUUGUCCAAAAUCGCCUGCAAAACCUCACUUGAAGUCAGUUUAUGUUUCGCCAUAUUCACAGCUUUCACUUUCGAAUCACAUCACAUGAGAAGCCAAUACAACCGCAGAGUUGUCAAAAUACAAUGUAGUAAUAAUACCUACGCCAAACUGUCAGUUAUACUACGCGCCAGGCAUUCACAUAACCACAGGCAAAUGUGCCGGAUAAUUCCGGCAGUAAGGCGUCAGCAAUAACGCUACGAUGCCGGAUAUAUCCGGCAGAGGGUGGUUAAGAGGUUAAGCCUGUUCUGAAUGUGGCAAGAAAUUCUCCCAAAGAGGCAGUCAUAAUAGACAUAUAAGAACACACAUUUGAUAGAGGCCAUACUCGUUUCCUGAUUGUGACAAGCUAUUCACCGAUAACAGCAGCCUUCAUAGACACAACAGAAUUCAUUCUGGGUUACGGCCAUAUUGUUGCUCUGAAUGUGGCAAGCGAUUCAUACAAUCCUUCAGUCUUCAUCGACACAUAAGAACUCACAGAGGAGAAAAGCCAUACCGUUGCUCUAAGUGUGGAAAAACAUUCAUACAGAAAACUCCUCUUCAGAGACACAUGAAAAUUCAUGCUAAAAAGGCAAAGUCCAAAGAGACUGUAAAUAACAAAGAGAAAAAUCUGAAAUAAUUCAGUCAGGUGUGGAAAGAAAAUUGGAAUUGCUCUGCUAGUUGGUUACACAGAAUGCAUUUGACUAAAAUUGGCAGACUCAUUUAGGCAACCCUGCUUAUUAAUUUACUGUAAGUGGCUUUUGCACUAAUGACUAUUGCACAUUGUACACAGGUCUACUUUACAAGUUCUAAUGUUAUUUUUCUUAUGUUAGUUAUACGUCUAUACUUUUUUAUAUUUUAUUGUACUACGAAGUUGAGAGAGAAACCGUAUUUUGAUUCUCCUGUAUGUUCUGCACAUAUAGUGAAUUGACAAUAAAAGGGUAUUUGAUUUGA